AUGUUUGCUUCAAUGCACAGUCCAAGUCAAAUGACAUGGAAUCAUACAAACAAAACAAGUUCAGGCACUAUGCGGCAUCCAUCUGAUGGUGAGGCAUGGAAGCACUUUGAUCGCAUACAUACUGAUUUUGCCGCAGAACCUAGAAAUGUGAGGCUUGAAUUAUGCUCUUAUGGUUUUAAUUCAUAUGUCCAAGCGUCUAAAAGUGCAUAUUCUUGUUGCCCAAUUAUUGUAACCCCUUACAACCUCUCUCCUGAGAUAUGCAUGACAAAUCCAUACAUGUUUUUGACCUGCCUCAUUCCAGAACCGUCGAGUCCAAAAGCCAGUAUCGAUGUGUACUUACAAUCUUUAAUUGAUGAUUUAAAGAGGUUAAGGAUUGAUGAAUGGACUUAUGAUAUAUCAAGUAAACAAAGCCUUAAUAUGUGA
Lathyrus sativus (Indian pea) is the source of this 423-nucleotide messenger RNA. The record is from the annotation of a GenBank genome assembly. Lineage: Eukaryota; Viridiplantae; Streptophyta; Magnoliopsida; Fabales; Fabaceae.